UAGCAAUCUAGGACCGUAGUAGUCUUUCGCCAAGUCAAAAUGGCCUCGCUCAUGCGGACCCAGACGCUUCUGCGCGCGUGCCCUCAACGCUGCGCAUUCACGCCCGUGAAGCCCACCUUUGCUCCAGUGAGCCGACCUGCCGUCGAACGCGGCGCUCUAGUUGUGAUGGCUGCUGAGGCGAAGAAGGAUCAGAAGAAGAAGAUGCCCAGUCCUGUUAAGCGCGCUCUGCUGGCCGAGGAGCGCCGCUUGUACAACAAGAGCCGCAAGUCUGCUUGCGCAACCCGCGUUAAGAAGGUCAUUAAGAUGGCAGAGUCAUUGAUGUCGACCGCAGAUGCCCACUCAGAGGAUCAGGUGAAGGCCCUUGAGAAGCUUGUCUCGGAGGCAUACACGGAAAUUGACAAGGCGGUCGUGAAGGGUAUUCUUCACGAGAACACAGCUGCGCGUAAGAAGGCCCGCUGCGCGCGCUACAAGAAGCAUGUGCUGAUGUUUGCUGGUCUUUAUAAGCCGGCUGAGGAUAGCGAGGACUAUGCGCGCUUCUUGAGACUGCAGGCUAAGGCCGCUGAGGUGCGGGCAAAGGAGGCCACGCAGAAACCGAAGGCGGCGGCCGCAUAAGCAGCUGGAGUGGGACGGUGGCGAUCCGUAGCUGGCGGCGUGUCCAAGUUGAGGAGGGGCCUGGAGCAUGAGUCCUGGUUUUUUGAGUCUUGCCCGCACAAUGGGGCGGUCCAAUUGGGCUUUGGCAGGCAUAUGGCAGCGGUAGCCUGUGCCCAAGGAAGGGACGAUUUUCUUGUGCUGUCAUGUACCUCCGGGUCGGGACGUUUUAUCUCCGGGGCAUGGCGUGUGCUAUUUCUUUGGGGAACUGAUUUAACCAGCAGUUUCUGCAAGUCUUUAGGUGCCCGCUGACGAGGAUGCUUGGGAAGGACAACGCGCUUGGAGACUAAGGAUUAACCUUGUACAAUGGGGAGACAGUAAUUAAUGACCGUUCGUUACUGUGUACGAGCCUGGGUCAUCGAUGAAAUGCCUAGCCCUGAUCCUAUGCAGCUUGCUCGCUAGGCUGCGCGAGCUAGGCCUUGUUUGGAGGGUUAGCAGGAGUGGGCGCGCUUUGUCGGUUUGCUGUCAUUGGAGACGAAUGGUGGGUGGGGGUUCUCAGGACCUGGACUGACAGACAAAUGAAGGCGGCCGAAUGGUGGCCUAAUUUUAAUUGCGACUGUGUGGUAUUCCCGGUAAAGCGUUAGCCUGAUAUAUGUAUGGAAUUCAUGCCUCGCAUAGCCGCGCUGCACCGGCACCGUUUCAUGUGCCGUGCCAUGCCAUUCCUUUGUAGCAUGCGCGGAGCG
Molecule: messenger RNA, 1331 nt
Organism: Volvox carteri f. nagariensis
Lineage: Eukaryota; Viridiplantae; Chlorophyta; Chlorophyceae; Chlamydomonadales; Volvocaceae
Gene: prpS20
Product: plastid/chloroplast ribosomal protein S20
Exons: 3
Coding region: 40-612 (190 amino acids)
Biological process (GO): translation
Cellular component (GO): ribosome; small ribosomal subunit
Molecular function (GO): small ribosomal subunit rRNA binding; structural constituent of ribosome
Source: RefSeq, a predicted model, not a curated record